Messenger RNA from Syzygium oleosum, 2110 nucleotides. Its product is annotated as CBL-interacting serine/threonine-protein kinase 6-like. Gene Ontology annotation, biological process: protein phosphorylation; signal transduction. Bases 425 to 1720 code for a protein of 431 amino acids. NCBI's taxonomy places the organism in Eukaryota, Viridiplantae, Streptophyta, Magnoliopsida, Myrtales, Myrtaceae. The transcript has a single exon. The record is from RefSeq and is a predicted model, not a curated record. Gene Ontology annotation, molecular function: protein kinase activity; ATP binding.
AAAGAAAGCGAGAACUCUCCUCCGACUUCAAGUCCAAUCAUUCGUCACGCUCUCUCUGCCUCCCUCCUUCUCGAAAUCCUCGCCUGCUCUUCGAUCCCGAGAGGUAGAUAGUCUCGAGAAACUCCCCGGAAUUCUCCUUCGCGUCUAGGGAAUGCAUAGAGAUGAUGGUAGCCCACUGCCCUUCUCCUUCUUCAUCCACGGCGAGGCCUGAGUCGUGUUGGCGAGCCAACUCCCGCAUCGGCGGCCGGACCUGCCACCGCAAGCACGUCGAGGACGGGUGAUCCGGCGGCUCCGCCUCCGACCUCGGCCCUUUUUUCCGGUUUUCGCUUCUUGUCGUUCUUUGCGUUUUUUCCGUAUCUCUCGGCGACGGUUUUUCGAUCGGUUACGGUUUUUUCUCGGUCGGGGGAAGUAGACACCCCGGAGGAUGACGAAGAGGGGGGAGGACGGGAGCUCGUCGAUCCUGCACGGGAAGUACGAGCUGGGGCGGCUCCUCGGGCACGGGACGUUCGCGAAGGUGUACCACGCGCGGGAGCUGCGGAGCGGCCGGAGCGUGGCGAUGAAGGUGGUGGGGAAGGAGAAGGUGGUGAAGGUGGGGAUGACGGAGCAGAUCAAGCGCGAGAUUGCGGUCAUGAAGAUGGUGAAGCACCCCCACAUCGUGGAGCUCCACGAGGUGAUGGCGAGCAAGUCGAAGAUCUACUUCGCCAUGGAGCUCGUCCGCGGCGGCGAGCUCUUCGCCAAGAUCUCCAAGGGGCGGCUCCGGGAGGACGUCGCCCGGGCCUACUUCCAGCAGCUGAUCUCGGCGGUGGAUUUCUGCCACAGCCGGGGGGUGUACCACCGGGAUCUGAAGCCGGAGAACCUGCUGGUGGACGAGAAUGGCGAUCUGAAGGUGACCGACUUUGGGCUGAGCGCCUUCGGGGAGCACCUGAGGCAGGACGGGCUCCUGCACACGACGUGCGGGACGCCGGCCUACGUCGCCCCGGAGGUGAUCGGAAAGAAGGGGUACGACGGUUCCAAGGCGGACCUGUGGUCGUGCGGCGUGAUCCUAUACGUCCUCCUCGCCGGGUUCUUGCCCUUCCAGGACGAUAACAUCAUGGUCAUGUACCGGAAGAUCUACCGGGGCGAUUUCAAGUGCCCGCCCUGGUUCUCGCCGGAGGCCCGGCGCCUCGUGACCAAGCUCCUCGACCCGAACCCGAGCACGCGGAUCACCAUUUCCAAGAUCACGGACAGCUCCUGGUUCAAGAAGUCGGCCCCCAAGACCCUGGUCCCCAAGGAGGAGCAGGAAUUCGACGAGGAGAAGGCGGCGAAGUUGCGGCCGCCGGAGACGAUGAACGCGUUCCACAUAAUCUCCCUCUCCGAGGGGUUCGACCUGUCGCCGCUCUUCGAGGAGAAGAAGAGGGAGGAGAAGGAGGAGCUGCGGUUCGCGACCACGCGGCCGGCGAGCAGCAUCAUAUCGAGGAUCGAGGAGGCGGCGAGGGCCGGGAAAUUCAGCAUCACGAAGAGCGAGUCGAGGGUGAAGCUGGAGGGGGAGGAGGCGGGGAGGAAAGGGAAGCUGGCCAUUGAGGCGGAGAUAUUCGCGGUGGCCCCGUCGGUGCUGGUGGUGGAGGUGAAGAAGGACCGGGGCGACACGCUGGAGUACAACCAGUUCUGCCGGAAGGAGCUGAGACCGGCGCUCAAGGACAUCGUCUGGACGUCCCCCGGCGACGACUCGUUGCCUGCUUGAGAGCGCGCGGGUUUGUACAUGUACGUGUUGUCGGAUUACGUCGGAAUUAGGUGUCGUCAACUUUAGGAGCAGAUCGCAGAGGAAUUGGUCUGUGAUUUGCGGUUAGAGUUCGGUGGUUGGUGUUUGUGUUCUCUCGUGGGUUUUUUCUUGUGAAUAUGUUGCAAGUGAGACGUGUUCUUUCCAAGUAAGAGCAAAAUCUUCGAUCCUGAAAGCUCAAAUCCGGCGUCCUUUUUUGUCGAUCGGGUCUCGCGGUUCGCACGAAGAAGGGAAGGGAACCGAGAAGAAUUGAACUCGAGACCUUCAGUUCCGCAGGUCGUUUGUCUUAGGAAUUCGAAUUAUUAAGAGACGGGUCCGAGAUUAACAUUCUAAUUCGGCAAGGUAAAUUCCAAA